This is a messenger RNA of Papaver somniferum (opium poppy), 795 nucleotides long. Its product is annotated as organelle RRM domain-containing protein 6, chloroplastic-like. Gene Ontology annotation, molecular function: RNA binding. Lineage: Eukaryota; Viridiplantae; Streptophyta; Magnoliopsida; Ranunculales; Papaveraceae. The coding region runs from base 40 to 576 and encodes 178 amino acids. The transcript has 4 exons. Gene Ontology annotation, cellular component: chloroplast. The record is from RefSeq and is a predicted model, not a curated record. Gene Ontology annotation, biological process: chloroplast mRNA modification; cytidine to uridine editing.
UCCAUCAUUGGUUUUUCAGUUUCAGUUUCAGUUUCGAUAAUGGCAGCAACUGUAAGUACAGUUGCACUACCUGUUUCUUCGUCAAUUACUGAAAGAUUAAAAGAUGUUUCUUGUUUAUCUUCAGUUUCUUUCUCCUUUUCUUCUGUCUGUAUGAAUUUUCCUUCCUCUUUGUCCUAUUCUGCGACUCAAAAGAUAAAUCAUCGCCACAACAAUGGUUUUGCUGUGGUAGCUUGCCUUCCUUCUUCUUCUUCGUCAACUUCUUCAAUUAGGAGCAGUACUACAACAAAUUCUACCAAGCUGUACAUUAGUGGGCUUUCAUUUCGCACAACUGAAGAGAGCUUGAGAAAUGCUUUCCAAAAUUUUGGCGAACUUGUUGAAGUGAACCUUGUAAUGGACAAAGUUGCAAACAGGCCCAGGGGCUUUGCUUUCCUCCGUUAUUCAGCAGAAGAAGAAUCGAAGAAAGCUAUUGAAGGCAUGCAUGGCAAGUUCCUAGAUGGAAGGGUCAUAUUUGUGGAGAUAGCAAAGCCAAGGUCGGAGCUCCGCCAAAGCGUGAAGCAAAAUCCUAGACAGUAUUAACAAGAAAGAUAAUGUAAGUUUCGGAGUUGUCCACAUUAUUCAUGUGUUAGAUUUAUGCUGAUAAUUUAUAGGCUUCUAAUUUAUAUUUUGUGGUUUAUACCAAAGGUGUUCUGAUCUAUGUACCUCUUGAAAUUGAUACUUGGCAGUCAAUAUAUGUGCUUCUCAGUUUCAGAUUUGCAGUACUAUUUAUGAAUACAAAUAUCACAAAGGAAGCAAUUA